CGACAGCUAAUGUCGCUCCACCGGAGCCCGCCACUGCGAAGAGCUUCUUCCACUGUGCGGGAAUGGCUUCUGCGUACAGAGAUCGGACGGCGGAGUUCCGAUCACUCACCGAGACGCUGAAGAAGAUCGGAGGGUUCAGGCCCGACGUAGCUCAAUCCCAGGAAACUGAUCCAUUCCUGCCUUCAAAGCAGCAGGCUUCCUCGGUCUCGGACAGAUCCGAAUUCAACAAGAAGGCUUCCCUGAUCGGACUGGGAGUUCAUGAGACCUCACAGAAGAUCGCUAGGCUCGCCAAAUUGGCAAAGAGGUCGUCUAUGUUUGAUGACCCUACAGUUGAGAUUCAAGAACUGACAGGCCUUAUAAAGAACGACAUUACGGCUUUGAACACGGCUCUUACGGAUCUUCAAACCCUUCAGAGGAUGGAAAUAGCUGAUGGGAACUACUCCGAGGAUAGGGUUGUCCAUUCCACAGCUGUUUGUGAUGACCUGAAGAACAAGCUCAUGGGGGCUACUAAAGAGCUUCAUAAUGUGUUAACCACUAGAACUGAGAAUAUCAAAGCUCAUGAGAACAGGAAGCAGAUAUUUUCUGCAAAUGCUUCAAGAGAAAACCCGUUUGUUCGUCAAACAAAACCCUUGGUUGAACCACCUCCUUGGUCAAGUUCAACAAAUGAAUUUGACCCUUCGCAGCCAUCCUCAUUGCCACCGAAUGGUGUUCAAGCUGGCAACCAAUUGAGGCGGAGGCCAGCUGUUGAUAAUGCUCCUUCCCAACAAAUGGAAAUGUCCAUGUUACAGCAAGUAGCCCCUAGUAGGCAGGAGAAUUUAGCUCAAAGUCGUGCAUCUGCUCUCCACAAUGUGGAAUCAACCAUCUCAGAACUUAGUGGGAUCUUUACACAUUUGGCUACCAUGGUUGCCCAUCAAGGAGAGCUGGCUAUUCGAAUUGAUGACAACAUGGAUGAAUCACUGUCCAAUGUCGAAGGUGCUCACAGUUCUCUUCUGCGACAUCUUAACCAAUUAUCAUCCAAUAGGUGGCUUCUGAUCAAGAUCUUUGCCAUCGUAAUUUUUUUUCUGAUGAUUUUCAUCUUCUUUGUGGCUUGAGAAGACGAAGAGAUGCCCUUAUUUUUUGUGUUGUACCUUUUAACCAUAAUUUAGUUUGCUGUGCUCAAGGGUCCUCUCUGUUGUAUAUUUUAUUUGUCUUUUCUUUGGUUGGAUCCCCCUAGCAUUUAGAGGCUGGAUUGGCACAAGCAUAUAUGUAGAUCAGGCAUUGUGUAUCAGUUCACUUUACCAAUAACCUUGAUUUGUUUUGGAAGAUUCGUGUGAAAUUGGAAUCAUUUAUUUGCAGAACCCUUUGGCACAAGCUUUCCUGUCUCAACCUAAUUUCUGCUUUUUAGUGGCAGUGAACUUCUCCCUAGGAGCAGCAGCACACACCACUGAUGUUCCUAAUUUUUGUACAGAAACACAUGAAAUAGUGUUUGGAUUUUGCCCUUUGCACGCAAUUUUGAAUUGAUGAAGAAGCAACCAAUUCCUCAAUUUCUCUGGAACCUGAUUGAUUGAUUUGGCAUACUGGUGGGACUGAGAAUCCACUACUAUGUUGUUAGCUGUGCUGCAGAAUAUUCCGAUCCUUUCCUUCUUUUUCAUCCCCGUCUUCAGAACUCGGGAAGGAAAUCUGUCAUAGUGUGCAGCUGAUUUUCUUGUGUUUGCCACAAUAUGCUACUUAGUGCUGAAACUACUUGAGAAUACAAAAGAAAGUAUAGGUUUUGGGGUUCUUGGCAGGCAGGCCAAGUGAUCUUGCCACCCUGCUGUCUCUUCCCUCAAACUAAAGGUCGUUAUCAGCUUCAGAUCUGUUGGAUCUUUGAUAGCAACUAAUUGAAACUUGAAAAUGGAGGAUUUAUGAGUCACCCACAUCUUAUUUCUUUGCAAUCAAUCAAGGGUUAGUCUCAUACAGAGAGAAUAAUGGGUAAAGAUUGGAUCUUUUUCUAUUUGGUUGAGAGGAUUUUGAGACUGGGUUGUCUAGCUGCUACCCUACCAGUACCAGGAGAUAGGGUUGGAUAGAAAAAAAGGUUAUGUUUGGUCUGUGCUAUUGAUACAAGGAAAAGGAAAGGCACUUUGUAACAUCUAUGGUAUCUUUUCCCUCUCCUUUCCUUUUGCAGCAUUCUCUCAGCAAAGUUCUUCUCAUUAUUGCAAUCAAGAUAAGGCCAUUCCCACGUUUGCUUGAAGAAUCUUCAUUACUGCAAUUUUGUUGAAUUGGUUAAAAGUAGCCUUUUUGAGGGGCAAGAAGCUUUCCUUUCCUCUCUAAACUCAAAUCACACAACAAAGCAUCUCUCUUCAACUUCUAACAUUCCCUCUGCAUUCAUUUUUGGCCAUACUUAAUCACUGUCAGGGGAGUUUAUACUUUCUGCGUUGGGGAAAGUUCAGUUUGUGAGAGCUUUGAUAAGGGAGCAAUGAAAACUAAACAUUAGCUAUCCUGUGAUAAUCAGUCUUAAAAAAAAUACAAUCUUAAUAUUAAACUAGAAAAAAAAAUCAUACAACGAAAUAAAAUCUUCGAAUCAUUAACUAAUCACCCUCCUCUUUAAUUGGAGACAAAGAUCUAAUAACUCUAAUUUUUCCUGGGAUAAUCUUCAUUGUUCACGUUUUUAUUUUAAUUUAGGUCACAUUUCUUUAACAUCAAAUUGGAUUCGUAUUAUCGUAACAACGAUCUGAAUAAGAAUUUAAAUGGACU
Messenger RNA from Linum trigynum, 2712 nucleotides. The record is from the annotation of a GenBank genome assembly. NCBI's taxonomy places the organism in Eukaryota, Viridiplantae, Streptophyta, Magnoliopsida, Malpighiales, Linaceae.